UUUCACUUUCCAAAAAAUCCCCCCCAAAAUCUCCAAAAACCCUUCUCCAAUCUUCGCGAGGAAGCCACCUCCCUCCUCGCCGCCGGCGAUCGGCGAUCGCCUCCGCCGGCGACGGCGAUGGUGUUCCUGCAGCGCAAGCGCCCGCCUCAGCCUCCGCCGCCACCCUCCCCUCCGAACCCGCCGCCGCGUGCUCCGCGGGCCACGCGCACCGCCACCCCCGACGACGCCUCCUCCUCCUCCGCCGUCGACGACGCGGCGGCGCUGCUCGCGGAGGCCGGGUGCACGCUCCUCGUCCCGCUGCACCAGCCCCCGGCGCUCCCGUCCCCGCUCUCCUUCGCGCCGCGCCUCGCGCGGGCGCUCGCUGCCGCGGACGCCGCGCUCCGGGACCGUUUGCUUGCUGGGCUCGCGGCCUUCGCCGAGUCCCCCGCGCGGCUCCGCCAGCUGCUCCUCCCGACCUCCGCGGCGCACUCCCCCAGCCUCGCGCGGGCGCUCCUCUCCGUCCCCGCGCUGCAGCCGGGUCUCCUCGGUCUCCUCCUCGACAAGCUGCCCGAGCACUUCGACAACGUGCUCGACGGAAUGCCCCUGCACGAUGACGUUGGGAGGCUCAUCGUCGCGCAGUUCCGGUGGCUCGAUUUCCUCGUCGACGCUGACGCCUUUGUUGCCAAGCUUAUGGAGGUUUUGUCGGUGGCGCCACCGCGGCUGAAGAAGGAGAUCAUUGGGUCGCUACCGGAGAUCAUAGGCGACCAGUGCCAUGCCACCGUGGUUGCGGCGCUGGAGAAGCUGCUGCAGGAGGAUUCGGAGGUCGUGGUUUCUGCGCUUGACGCUUUGUCUGACCUUAAUUUGAGCGAGCAGUUACAGGAGCAGGCUGUGACGGUUGCAAUCUCUUGCAUCCGGACAGUUCAUGCGGACCAAAUGCCGCACCUGCUCAGGUUCUUAUUGUUGUCGGCCACGCCGUUCAAUGCGGGGAGAAUUAUAUCGCAGAUCCGCAAGCAGCUGAAGUUUGUCAGUACGGUGGAUCCACGGGCUGCUCGGGGUAAGAAGCUGAAAGGGAAGGCAUCGGCCAACGGUACUGAUGGGGCAAUCCUUGAUGCCUUGAGAUCGGGCCUCCGUUUUAAGAAUAUGCUUUGUGAAGCUUUCUUGAAAGAGCUAAAAUCAGUAGAUAACCCGAGGGAUCACAAGGUGAUUGAUGUGUGGCUCAUCAUGCUCAUCUAUGGUAAUGGUGGUGCUCUACAGAAAAGUGCUGAGAAAAUAUUGAAAUCCAAAAUCUUACAAUUGUGUAUACGAGAGACACUGUUUGAUCAAUGCAUUCGUGGGAAUACUGAAUUGGUAAAGGACCAUUUCGUGUCAUACCUCUCAGUGAGUGAUUUCCUAUUGGCUUGCAAGGAAGAGAAAGCAAGAGAAUUUGCAGCCUAUUUGUUCACAGCAUUGUUUGAAGAAUUCAGUGAUACAUUUUCCAGGCAAGAGCUCAUAGGUUCGUUGAUCGCUCAUAUAGGUUCUGGGGUUAGCCUCGAAGUUUCGUCUGCUCUGGAUAUUAUGAUUUCUCUGACCUCAGAUAAGCCUGAGGAAUUGAUCCCUCUAUCUUCACAUAUUACUGGCAUAUUGGAUUACCUGGAGAGUUUUCAUGAAGAUAAUCUCCGAAAGGUUUACGAGAUCUUCUGUCAUUUGGCACUGGCUGCGGGUUUCAAUACUGGUUCAGGGGGCUCUUCUGUUGCUAAUGAACUUCUAAUGGUUGUGAGAAAGCAGGUUAGUAAUCCAGAUAUGAAGUAUAGGAGAAUGGGAAUAAUUGGGGCUUUAAGGAUAGUUUCGACUAUUGCAGAUGUGAAUGCUUCUAUGAACUGCUCAUCAUCUCAGCAACCAAAUUAUGAUGAAGCCCUGGAACUUCUGAAAAUGGCUGUUAACUCCUGCAAGUUUGUGAUGUUGCCAUUGAUUCUUCUUUAUGACGAAUUAGCUGUUUUAUUGGAGAACAGUAGUCUUCACUCCGCAAUUGUUGAAUGGGUCGGGGAACAUGUCGCAGAAUUUGACACCGUUUUUCUUGCUGAUCUUGACGAUGGCGAGCUGUCAAAAAAAUAUGUAUGUGAUGGCAUAGAAGGGGAAUUAUGGAUGAACCUGGAUGGAAAUAUCUCCCCAGUGUGUGUAAACAUUAUUCCUCUAGUCUCCACCUCGCCACAAAUGUUUCAGACCUGUUUGCAGAUUCUCCCUUCCCAAUUUUCACUUCUAACUAUUAUUGAACGUCUUGGAAAUCAAGGCUCACUUGGUGGAAUAAAUGCUGUACUUGGCUGUCCUUUGCAUCUUCCCUCUACAAAGUACCUCGAUGGAGCUAGAUGGGGAAGCUUGUCAGCAAUGCAGAAAAAAACAGUGUGCCAUUCACUGUACUAUGCAAUAAAUUGGAUCAGGGAGCUGCUCAAUGCUUUCAGCACACAAGUUGCAACUAGGGUUGAUAAUGUUUCACAAAGGGCAAGGAAUGAGACAGCUGUCAAACUUCUGAUGCGUCUGAGAAAUCUAAUAUUACUUGAGGGCUUGUUGAAUGCUUAUCUCAAAAUUCAUCCUUUAUCUCUGCCUGAUCUGCGCUAUGUUGGAGAUCAUGGGUCAACUAGCACCAGCAAGUUCAACCUCCCAAAAAACAUGGGAGACCAAAACAUGGAGGGUAAUGUUUCCAACAAAAGACAAAAAGGCCAUAAGGACAAAGCAUCAUCAGAGAAAUCAAAUUCUGACGAGAAAUUUAAGCAACCUACGAUACUGGAUGCUUUCAAAAGAGCAGGCGUAACUAUUAGUCAAGAAACAAACAGAGAUUCUCAACCAUCGCCAAGUGGAAUGAUGUCAAGGGUUACGGAACAUGAGACAAAUAAUCCUUGCAAAUUUGGGAUUGUAGAUCUAAUGGCUGCACCAGCUCAGCUGGAUAUGCAAAGAUUCAAAUUCAGAACUCUACAUGCAACUUGUCUAUCCUUGCUAAACUACUCAGAGCCUCAGGAUACAACAGUUUCAUACAAUGAAUCUGAGAUGCCUCUAUAUGUUUAUUUGCUCCGUGAACUUCAGAACAAACUAGACAAUCUAUAUCCUUCAAGCAAGCCAUUUUUCAGUUCUUCUCAAGGGAAAUCUACCCAAGCUUAUUGCCAAAAGAGCAUGGAAGAAUUUCUCAACAAAAUCCAGCCACUAUUCUCAAGUGUAAGAAAGCAUCUAGAUGGAGCAGUUUCCAUGAUCAAAGAUGGAUCUGACAGCUGCCCAGACAAUUGGAAUUCACAUUCAGCUUCAGCAGGAAACCCAGACAUACCUUAUGUGGUGGUCUUGAAGUCUUCAGUAGCAACCUCAGUAUUUAAGGAGGUUCUCGGCUGCUAUAGGAAGUUACUUGGCAUUCCAGAUCUAUUGAAUCAAGCAAAUAUAUCAGUUCUGAAGGAACUACUGCAGACCUUCCAGCCAAGUGAAAAUUUCGAUGAAGUCCUUGCUGAGUUUCGUCCAUCUCUUGUCCCUAGCAAUCUUGAUUACCUUUACUGUGGGGCAUACACAAUGUUUGCGGCUAUUUUGGAUAUUGUGUGCUCAUUCUCAUACCUUUUGGCUUACGAUGUGUUGAUUACCAUGCAAUCAGUUUUAAAUUCCGUUAUCAUGCUGUUUGAAAAAUCUGGGGAACAAAAUGGGAAGAACUUGCACAUGGGAUGCUCAAAAGAGAUAAUUCCUUUUUUACGAAAACACCUGGGGCUAUCAGCUCGUAAGCUGCUAACCUCUGAUCUCCCUAGUGAAGAUGCUGAAAAUGGAUGGCAGAGUAAAGGUGAUCUCAUACAGAAGAUAUUACAAAUAUACCUCAAGAAUAGUGACUCCACUUCAGAUCUGCUUGAUGAGCUGGCUUGCUCAGUGUUGCCUAAGGUUCCUUCAUUCAAGACUGGAAGCACCCAAGAUAUGUCACAUGGUUUUCCAACAUUGUGCGCUUCCACUAUCCUCUCCUGGUAUCGUGUGGUACACGAAGAGAAUACUGGAAAUUUAAACAAGAUGAUCAAGCAAGCCUUGAAGACUAAAGCACAAUCAGAAAGAGCAGUGGAAACUUCACUGGAAGAAAUUCAGAAAUCAGUACUUGUGUUUGUUUCUCUAAUAAACAUGUGCAAGACUCACGAAAAGGUUGUUAUGCAUGCAAUGGCAGUUAAACAUGGGGGAAGAUUUGUCGAUACAUUUCUGAAAGCCUUCAACUUCUUGGAGACACAUUUCGGUCAACAUAAUGAUAUUAUACUUCAGAUGAUAAAAUCACUUCAGAAAGCUACAAAAACAAUCCAAACCAUAUGUGCAGAGGCUAAGGGCCACAAGCGAACAAUGAUCACAAGCAAGAUACCUGUUGCGAAGAGAUCCCUGGAGCGUUUCGUAUUCCAAGUGAAGGCGCUCCUACACAACUGCUCUACCGAGGAGACUUUCUGGAUGGGCAAUCUGAGGCAUAAGGACUUACAGGGUCAAUUGGUGAGCUCCCAGGUCUACGGCAGCGUCGAUGACAGCCCGAACGAUGAGCAAGAACAGAUGGAGACUGAUCCUGAAACCCCAGCUGACGAAAACGCCAACGCCAUGGACGAAGAUGCGGCAGAAGACAGCAACGAGGCACCAUUGGAGGAAUAGAAUAGCAUAGCAGCAUCAGCAUACAUACAUAACCAACCAAUCAAUCAAAAUCUGUGAAUAUCUCUCUUCUCCUAACCUGACACAAUUUUGCCCCAAAAUCACUCUGUUUAGCAUGUGCCAAUGCAAUGAAAUGCGUAGCCUCCCCUCCCAUAGGAAAUUGAGA
This is a messenger RNA of Oryza sativa Japonica Group (Japanese rice), 4750 nucleotides long. RefSeq lists its product as uncharacterized. Gene Ontology annotation, biological process: interstrand cross-link repair; homologous chromosome pairing at meiosis; double-strand break repair involved in meiotic recombination. Lineage: Eukaryota; Viridiplantae; Streptophyta; Magnoliopsida; Poales; Poaceae. Gene Ontology annotation, cellular component: nucleus; condensed chromosome. Gene Ontology annotation, molecular function: DNA polymerase binding. The record is from RefSeq and is a predicted model, not a curated record.